Molecule: messenger RNA, 2472 nt
Organism: Pelagomonas calceolata
Lineage: Eukaryota; Pelagophyceae; Pelagomonadales; Pelagomonadaceae
Source: the annotation of a GenBank genome assembly
GCAUCGAUUCGAACCAUCUAUCUCGGCCCCGAAGAACGCGCGGAGCCGCUCGUCGGUGCCGGACCGCGCGCCGCAGAGCAACGACGCGCGCCGCAGCGCCGCCCGCGCGCCGUCGCCGCCGACAGCCGCCCAGAGCGCGGAGACCUCGUCCGCCGUCAACGCGCGUGACGCGCCCGCGGCUAGAUCACCGAGCGCGACGGGCCCAACCGCCGAACGGUGCAGCGUCCGCACGGCCUGGCCGGCGCGGUGGUGGAAGAGCCUUUUGACCACGUGGUUCGCCCCACUCUGGACGACGACCUCGUAGGCGAAGCGGCUCUUCGGCGCGCAGCCCGCGGGGCGCGUAUCGUCGCCGAUGGGCUUCGAACUUUGAAACGUGACGGACUCGAAGCCUACCGGCGUACCGCGCUCGUUGCGGCCCUUCCGCCGCUCCGUCGCAUUCUGUGGGAGGGGCUUCUUUUCGGUCAACGCUACAAGUUGCUCGGCCGUGAGCCCUUCCGACGCCCGCGGCGCGUCGAUUUCGACGACGUAGGUCUUUGGUAGUAAACCAGGACACAGGAUCAAACGGGAGAGCUCGAAGUCGUCCGUGAAGAGGAGCAGGCCCGUCGUCUUCUUGUCCAAUUGGCCCACGUGACUCAGGGCCGCGCAGCCCGCCGGUCGGAUGUCCUCGAUCUUCUCGCCGGCUACCUUGUGGUAGGCGUGGACGCGGCUCGGUCGUUCCUUGCGUUCAAUGGUCGCGCCGUCGACCUUGACUUCUUCUCCUGGGUACACGAGGCGCGCGCCGUCGGCGGGCGCGCCGUCGAUCGUCGCGACGCCUUCGGUAAUACCCGCGGCCGCGAGAUAUGCGUCGAGGCGCCGCGGCAGCGCGGCGAGCUCGUGGUCGGGCAUCGAUCGGUCCGUAGUGGCUUUGCGCAGGUGGCUUUAUCGAUGCGAGUUGGGCCCAAUCGCUGCGCGAGACGACUUGUGCUAUAGCCUAAGUAGUUCCAAAUGCACCAGCGCUAUGAUGCACCGCACAGCUUGCCUUUUUUUGUGGGGCCUCGAGGCGCUGCGAGCUAGCGUCCAGUAAGACACUAGCAAGCGAAAGCCAAGCACAGUCCUGGCUUGCCCACGGCUAGCGUAAGCAUAAUAUCCACCGGUAAUCAAGCAAAGACAGACCAUCGAUACACGUGAAAAACCGUACGCGUCUCCUUGACUAUUGAUCGACCGGGACAGAGAUUUCCUGAAAUCAGCCUGCUGGUGGUUACGACAAAAGUCACGCCGCGGCGUGCUUGCGUGGCGUGAGGCCUGCGUCGACGUCGCCUACAUAAAGCGCCGCCGCCGCGACGUCGCAUAAAAGCGCCGCCGCCGCCGCGCGAGAUGAUGCAUGAGGCGCCCGCGACGCCGCGCCGCCGGAGCUCGUCGGACGAGGACGCCUUCGCCGACGCGAAUAAAUAUGAUGACCUCGAGGAGGCCCAGGCGCUCUUGGCCGCCGAGAGCGGCGAAAAGCCGAAGCCCAAGGCGCCGCCGCGGAAUUUAUUUGGAUUCUACCUCCAGUACUUCGCCGUGGGAGUGGUGUAUGGCGGCCUCCCGUCGACGAUCUACGGCUUCUUUUUGGGCUAUUUGAAUGUGGAAGGUUAUGUCUACGCUACCUGCGCGACAAUCGUAGGAUUGCCCUGGUCCUUCAAGUUCAUCUUCGGCGCCAUCAACGACUGCUUUCCAAUUUUAGGAUAUAGACGAAAACCGUACAUGGUGAUAGGCUGGUGCCUUUGUGCUUUAGCCCUUAUUAGGUUGGCAACAAUGCCGUUACCGGAGCCCUACUGGUGCGUCAACGCCGAGGACACGGCCUACGUGAGGGAAGAAAAUGGCUUAGCCGCGGCCGCGUGCAACGCGGACGCAAAAAACAUGGGUGGACAAUUCGCGUUCUGGAUGAUGCUCGCGUCGCUGGGGUACUGCGUGGCCGACGUCGCGGCGGACGGGCUCAUGGUCGCGUUGGCGAGGGCCGAGCCUGUCGCUUCGCGAGGCACGACGCAGACCUCGGUCUACAUGGUUAGAACGUUCGGCAACGUCGUCGCCGUGUUAACGGUGGGCCUGUGCAUGAACUCGUGGCGCUACAACGGCUCGUUUUCUUGGGGUCUAUCGUGCUCGUGCUGAAUCGUCGCGUCGUCCUCCACGCCAUCGACGCGACUCCUGCUCGACGGCGUGGCGGUGUGAAUUCCUCACCGCUCGACCGAGCCAGGACGGCCGCGUCAUCGCCGAGAAACGACUUAGUGAAGAAUUGUCGGGUGCACCCGACGCACUGGUUGAUUUCUACACAGGUCGCAACGGGCGGAAGCGCAGGCUAGGAAGAAAUCAUGGGACAAGUCCGACGCCUACGCGUGGACGUCGGUCGUCCUCAUCAGCGUGGGGCUGGUCUACUCGGUGACGAUCAACUUCCUCGCGAUGUUUCCCUCGACGAUGUGCCUGCGCAUCGCGGGCGGGAACGGGUGCGGGGGGUAA